Molecule: messenger RNA, 1521 nt
Organism: Saccostrea cuccullata (small rock oyster)
Lineage: Eukaryota; Metazoa; Mollusca; Bivalvia; Ostreida; Ostreidae
Product: C3a anaphylatoxin chemotactic receptor-like
Exons: 1
Coding region: 1-1035 (344 amino acids)
Biological process (GO): neuropeptide signaling pathway
Cellular component (GO): plasma membrane
Molecular function (GO): G protein-coupled peptide receptor activity
Source: RefSeq, a predicted model, not a curated record
AUGAACAAUAUAACCCAGAUAUACUCCAAUGCUUCUUCAGUUAGAUUUGAAAGCUUUGAAGAGAUCAACAGGUCAAUAGCCGUACAACGCCUUCCAACUGUUAUCUUUUUAAUUAUUUUGAUUAUCAUUGGAACCGUUGGAAAUACAUUUGUGCUUGUCAUAUAUUCUCUGAAGUACCCACCCUCGACAUUCCGACUGUACAUCCUGACAUCAGCUGUGCUAGACUUGCUAUCCUGCUUAAUUCCAAUGCCACUAGAAGUCUUCGACAAUGUAUACCCGGUGAUGUUUUACAACGAACCAAUCUGUAAACAUGGCCGUUUUUUAGGCAGUGUCCUUAAGAUUGUAUCUGCAUUUGUCCUUGUUGCAAUAGCUGCGGGUAGAUAUAAAAGGAUUUGUCACCCAUUCUCCAAGGCCACCAGCUUGCUGAAGGCUCGUCUCUACUGUGCAUCAGCCAUAGGUCUAGCUAUUGCGUUUUCGUGGCCAAAUGCAAUCCUUCAAGGAAUUAAACGAGUGCAUCUUCCAGGUAAUAUUACAGGUUUUGAUUGCACUUUUGAUGACGCAACCAUAAACACAAAAUAUCCUUUCAUUUAUUCUACGAUACUCUUUGUUGUGUAUAUCACGGUGUUUUUGCUUCUAACUUCAUUAUAUUCUCUUGUAAUUGUCUCUCUUCGAAAACAAGCGAAAAAACAAAGAAGUGAAUAUCUUGGUGAGAGACUCGAUAAAACACACCCAAGAAUUACGAAGCUUAUGAUUGCAAUCACGGCGGCAUUUAUAUUGUGUUAUUUACCAGACUGCGUCAUGGAUGCUGUGUCUACUUUCAAGGGAGGAACUAUUUUCCCGCCAAGUCGCUUUGUUUUGGGAACACUUCCACUUUUAGCCAGAGCAUUUUUCAUCAACAAUGUCAUCAACCCCUUCAUAUAUUUGAUCGGGCAAUCGAAAUUUCGAUAUAUCGUAAAGCAGUCAUUAAGAUGGAUUUUCUGUGCCAUCUGUUGCCGCACUCCAAAUCAAGUGAAGAGCUUUGCCAUGGAAGAGUAAAUGUAGUAACGAAAGUAAAAUCUAACGACAACUUAAUGUCGAUAUAAAUGUAUAUUUGAGACCAUUCUGUUGCUUUAAUUCAUUUCUUAUGAAGGAGGAUGUUAAGUGCGAUGGUGCAAAUAUAUUACUUUAUUACCUCUUCACGGAUUAUAAAUGAUUUACUUGCCUUUAUACUUAUACGACUAGACAUUAACUUAAUUCUGCACAGAGGUGUUGGGCAAAAGGUCAAUCAGUUGAAAAUAUUGCGUAUUCAAGUAGAUACAUGGAUUUUUAUCAGAUGAAUGAUGCUAUGUUCUUCAGUUAUACAAAUACACGUAAUAUUUGUUCAGAUUCAAUGUCAUUUGUCAGGCUAUUGUUCUAAAUCAUAUGUAUACUGAUUUGUUAUAAUAAAAGGAUGCUAGAGUUCCUCAUUGAGACAACAUUUAUGAAGUCUUUGGAGACUAGGUCUUCUAACAAACUUUUAGACUUACUAAAUGUACGAGGGGU